Molecule: messenger RNA, 2158 nt
Organism: Aspergillus saccharolyticus JOP 1030-1
Lineage: Eukaryota; Fungi; Ascomycota; Eurotiomycetes; Eurotiales; Aspergillaceae
Product: ER oxidoreductin
Exons: 3
Coding region: 340-2142 (600 amino acids)
Biological process (GO): protein folding in endoplasmic reticulum
Cellular component (GO): endoplasmic reticulum; endoplasmic reticulum membrane
Molecular function (GO): FAD binding; protein-disulfide reductase activity; thiol oxidase activity
Source: RefSeq, a predicted model, not a curated record
UGUUUUGACUUGUGUUUUUUUUUGUGGUGACACCGAUUACAAUUAUUUGGUGGCUCGGGCCCCUCAAAGCGUUCCUUGAGCCUGCCUCUGUCUGUUCAUUACUAACUACUCUCCGGAGUACUGCGGCUCGACUUUCCCUUGCUGUUGUUGAUCUUCAUGUGAAUGUCAAUCAAUCCCCGGUUCGACGAUUCUUGCUUCAACUACAGUCUACACAAACAUCAUACUUUGGAGCGGCCCUGCAUUUGAUUGACUAGAAUUAUCGCCUUUGUCUGUCGCUACGAAGUGCUCGUGGUCAACGCCUCCAUUCUCCCCCUCCUGUUUGGUUUGCCCGCAACAAAGAUGCGCGCUGCGGCCAAAUUUUUCUAUCUGGCAGUAUUUGCCCUCUCUGCGCGCACCAAUGCUGAGAGCCCCGAGAGCAAAGUCGGUCUACAAUAUCAUCAUGACAAAUGCGCGCUCGACCCUACCGCAAUGGUGUCUGACGCCUGUGUUUCUUAUGGAACCAUCGAUGCUCUGAACGACCAAGUCUACCCUCUCCUCCAAUCCAUCACGCAAGAAACCGAUUUCUUCUCAUACUACCGCCUGAACCUCUUCAACAAGGUCUGCCCGUUCUGGUCGGACGCCAACAGUAUGUGUGGGAACAUCGCAUGUUCCGUGAAUACGAUUGAGUCCGAGGAAGACAUUCCCUUAACGUGGCGGGCGGAGGAGUUGAGUAAACUCGAGGGACCGAAAGCCGGCCAUCCGGGUCGCAGGCAGCAAAAAGAGCGACCCAGGGAUCGUCCGCUUCAAGGAAUGCUGGGUGAGAACGUAGGGGAAAGCUGUGUCGUCGAGUACGACGACGAAUGCGACGAGCGCGACUACUGUGUCCCCGAGGAUGAGGGCGCCAGCAGCAAAGGAGACUACGUCAGUCUGGUGGACAACCCGGAGCGGUUCACAGGGUAUGCCGGCAUGGGAGCCCACCAGGUCUGGGACGCAAUUUAUCGUGAGAACUGUUUUCUCAAGCCAGCUACCCAGCUGGAGCUGUCGCCCAAUCCCCAACUUGGCAACCUCGAGGCCAUGAACGACUUCCGCAGUGUACUGCAGCAUGAGUUGAAGCGUCCGGACCGCCUUUCCUUAGAUAAUGAGUGCCUUGAGAAGCGGGUCUUCCAUCGGCUCAUCAGUGGAAUGCAUGCCUCUAUCUCGACGCACCUGUGCUGGGACUACCUCAACCAAACGACCGGCCAAUGGCAUCCCAACCUGCAAUGUUUCAAGGAGCGUUUGCAUAACCAUCCGGAGCGCAUCUCUAACCUUUACUUUAAUUAUGCCCUGGUUUCCCGGGCUGUGGCGAAGCUGCAGAAGCAUCUCAAGAGCUACAAUUACUGUACCAGCGAUCCGGAACAGGAUACUCAAACCCGUGAUAAGGUGUCGUUGUUGACAGCCACCCUUGCUGAACGCCCGCAGAUCUUUGAUGAGAACAUCAUGUUUCAGGACCCAAGCGCCAGCGGUCUGAAAGAAGAUUUCCGCAACCGCUUCCGCAACGUUAGCCGAUUGAUGGACUGCGUUGGAUGCGACAAGUGCCGCCUCUGGGGCAAGCUUCAAGUCAACGGAUACGGAACCGCCUUGAAGGUGCUCUUUGAGUACGACGAGACCAAGAACGGCGAAAAUCCGUUGCUACGCCGGACCGAGUUAGUGGCGCUUGUCAACACUCUUGGUCGCAUCUCCCACGCUGUGGCCGCGGUUCGGAGCUUUCACCGUGCCAUGGAAGUAGGAGACGGCGAAGUGUUCUCAAUCCCCGCCAGCAUUUCCUCCAAAGAACGUGGGGAUAAGAAAACCCGGCGCCUGCUGAAGGAUGGAGGAUCCACGUUCUACUACGAGAACGACGAUGAGGAUUUCGUGUACCUCGCCGAAAAGCUUCCUUGGGAACGGGUCCGCGAACGUCGGGACGACGACACCCUUUGGGAUGAUAUUAAGGCCGAAUUCUCUCUUGUCUGGGAUACAUAUGUUUAUGUGCUGAAGAGUUGGGCAAAUGUCCCGAAGACACUGGUUGAAAUCAUUGUGAUUGAGAUUGCUCGGGUGUGGAAUUACUGGCUGGGACUUCCAGUACCGCCACGAGCAUGGAAAGUCCAAACUCCUCGACAGGCUAUGCAAAGCCGCGAUGAGUUGUAGGUUCUGACGUAUUUGU